AUGUCCUCCUCAUCGUCUGCUGCCUUCACUCCUAUGAGCACGGCACCGCCGUUCAAGUUUCCUGCCCCUCUUAUACCGACGCCAACGUACAGGAGACGGCAUGCCGUCGAUGUUUCAACCGCCAUGUCAACGGCCACUAGUCCUCACUCGAAAAAUAACUCCGGAAUCCCGUCUCCUGACUCUGACUCUGAGCAGCCGCUUCGAGCAAUGUCAUUCCAUCAAAGUGAUAUUCAAAACUCUCUACCCAUGCCACAACUUGAGGAUCCAAAAGUCGAUUACCUCAAAUUGAUACUCAACGCACGUGUCUACGAUGUCGCUAUCGAGUCGCCUUUGCAAAUGGCUAAAAAGCUAUCUGCAAAACUCGGGAAUCUCGUGUAUGUCAAGAGAGAAGAUCUGCAGCCUAUCUUCAGCUUCAAACUACGGGGAGCGUAUAACAGAAUGUAUCAACUAUCACCACUUGAACGGGAAAAGGGCAUAAUAGCCGCAUCGGCAGGGAAUCAUGCUCAGGGAGUCGCUAUUGCUGCUCAGAAGCUGGGAAUCAAGGCUACAGUGGUCAUGCCAAAGUUUGCGCCUGAUAUUAAAGUGGAGAAUGUACGCCGUUUGGGUGCACAAGUGAUUCUACACGGAAACGACUUUGACGAGGCCAAGAGGGAGUGUAUGCGGCUGAGAGAAGAGCAAGGGCUCACGUUUAUCCCACCGUUUGACGAUAAGUAUGUAAUCGCGGGAGCGGGUACCGUUGGAGUAGAGAUAUUACGCCAGUUGAAACAGGAUCGUCUGGAUGCUAUCUUUGUCUGUUGCGGUGGAGGAGGCCUUCUCGCUGGUAUAGCUGCAUUUGUAAAACGCAUCCGUCCUGAAGUUCGAGUUAUAGGGGUCAAUACUGUUGACUCUGACAGCAUGACUCAAUCGCUGAUCCAGGGACACCCAGUUGAACUUAAAGAGACUGGAUUAUUUGCUGAUGGUACCAGCGUCCGGCUGGUUGGUCAAGAAACAUUCAGGAUCUGUCAAGAGUUUGUGGAUGAUAUGAUAUCUGUAAACAACGACGAAAUCUGUUCCGCUAUACGUGACUGUUUCGAAGACACUCGGUCUAUUCUGGAACCGGCAGGAGCGCAGGGUUUAGCUGGUUGUGUUAAAUUUGUACAGGAGCAUCCCGAAAUCAAAGAUGGGGUUUUCGUUGUCGUCGCAUCGGGAGCCAAUAUGAACUUUGAUCGACUAAGAUUUGUUGCUGAACGAGCGAAACUGGGAGAUGGAAAAGAGGUGUUGAUUUCGGCAAUAAUUCCUGAACGGCCCGGCACAUUCUUGAAGCUCUUUAACUGUAUCCACCCUCGAGUCAUUACUGAGUUUUCAUACAGAUUCAAUGAUCCAGAAAAGGCUCACGUGUACAUGAGCUUUGAAGUACAAACACCCUCUGAGCUUCCUGAAAUAAUUCAAUUGAUUGAAUCACAGGGAAUGGAGGCUAUUGAUAUCUCUCAAGAUGAAAUGGCGAAGAGCCAUGCUCGAUACAUGGCAGGUGGCAGGAGUCAAACUGUGGGAGAUGAACGAGUAUUGAGGUUUAGCUGGAAGGAGAGGCCCGGCUCUUUAAAGAAAUUCUUGAAUGUGUUGGAGAAUUCACGGUGGAAUAUGAGCAUGUGGCAUUAUAGAAACCAUGGUGCUGAUGUCGCACGGCUUCUAGUUGGGGCGCAAGUUAAGCCCGAAGAGUUGGAAGAAUGGACCAAGUUUAUUGAAGGCCUUGGUUAUCCUUACGUGGAUGAAUCGGACAGUGCUGUCUACAAGCACUUUAUGCGUUGA
Messenger RNA from Synchytrium microbalum, 1785 nucleotides. Its product is annotated as threonine ammonia-lyase. Gene Ontology annotation, molecular function: threonine deaminase activity. NCBI's taxonomy places the organism in Eukaryota, Fungi, Chytridiomycota, Chytridiomycetes, Synchytriales, Synchytriaceae. The transcript is spliced from 11 exons. Bases 1 to 1785 code for a protein of 594 amino acids. Gene Ontology annotation, biological process: L-threonine catabolic process. The record is from RefSeq and is a predicted model, not a curated record.